GUUCCUUUGAAUCUGCUGCCAGCUGAGAUCUGCCAGCUCGGGGCAACCAGACCAGAAAAACCAGGGAGGCGACCACAAUUUCACUUUUCAUUUCACAACAGUUAGUGGGAAAACAGUUCAUUUGCAGAUAACCCACUCCAAGGUUUAGGAAACUUGGAAGACAAUUCCUGCCCUCAGGAUGGCUGCCUUUGGUAGGACGCAAUUGUUGAAGUUGGCUCAAAUGAGCUCGAUGAGCUUGAAUGGUGCUGGUUCUGCGACGAGAACGAUGGGUGCGGGUCAGUUAGGAUUAGGCGAUAGCCAAAAAAGAUUCAAGUCAAAGACGUCCAGGUUGGCGAAGAUUCUCCCUAAAGCGAAAUAUGGGGGACGACACACGGUCACGAUGCUCCCUGGAGGAGGUAUCGGACCCGAGUUGAUGGGCUAUGUUAGAGAAGUGUUUCGGUAUGCCGGAGUUCCCGUGGAUUUCGAAGAAGUCAACAUUAACCCGAAUACGGAAGGGAAUGAAGAUUUGGAGUAUGCAAUUACUUCCAUCCGGAGGAAUGGUGUUGCGUUGAAAGGAAACAUUGAAACGAAAAGUUUAAGUCCGAAUGUUAUGUCGCGAAACGUUGCUCUUCGAAAUGAGUUGGAUUUGUUUGUUAAUGUCAUUCAUUGUUUGUCAUAUGCCGGAGUUCCUUCACGUCAGAAGGAUAUAGAUGUCUACCUUAUUCGCCAAAAUACCGAAGGAGAGUAUGCAAUGUUGGAACAUGAGAGUGUAUAUGGAGUGGUCGAGUGCUUGAAAAUUGUGACCCGAGAGAAUUCUGAGCGACUGGCUCGCUAUGCUUUUGAUUUUGCAAAGAAACAUGGACGAAAGAAGGUUACAACGAUCCAUAAGGCGAACAUUAUGAAAACAUCGGACGGUCUGUUUUUGGAAAUUAGCCGUCAAAUCGCCAAAGAGUAUCCAGACAUUCAACAUAACGACAUGAUUAUUGACAAUUGCUGCAUGCAACUCGUCUCAAACCCUCAUCAAUUCGAUGUUAUGCUCAUGACCAACUUGUAUGGAUCCAUUGUAUCCAACGUUAUUUGUGGCUUGAUGGGAGGAGCUGGUCUUUUGUCUGGAAGAAAUUACGGAACAGAGUACGCAAUUUUUGAGCCCGGCACUCGAAAUACGGGAACUUCAAUUGCUGGGAAGAAUAUUGCCAACCCAAUCUCCAUGAUGAACGCUGCUGCUGACCUUCUUCAUCACUUGCGACUGGAGAACCACUCGGUUUGGUUGAGAGAAGCGAUUGACCAAACGAUUAAUGUUGAUAAGAUUCACACUCCGGAUUUGGGAGGUCAAGCAACCAGCAUGGACGUCGUUAAGAACAUCGUCAAUUAUCUCCAAGCAAAAACUAAGUGUGGAUAUCAUCUGCUGGAAGAAUACGGCUCUCAGAAGACUGUGUGGCAGUAAAGAAAAAAGUGAUACAAAAAGGCAAGCAUCGUACGCUAGCUAGUACGCCCCCUGGAAUCUAACUAUAAGCAAUACCAUCACGUCAACAACGGUAUCAGAAACAGCAACAGUGUAGCAGCAACAACCUCCUUUUAUUUCAAGCUUUCACAAUGAAACGAAUGGUGCUUAAAAAAAUAACUGUUGACAGUUGAACAAUAAUCAAGACAAAUUUCCUGUGAAAGAAUAAUAAUUCGACAAGAUAAAUAGUUCGGCAUGAUCGAUCAAUUAAUUACACAACUAGUUCUAGUCACAAAGUAUUCACUUGAUGAUGUAAAGAUGAUGUAAAAAUUUGAGGAGAGAAAAUUUGUGUUCUUAUAUUAAAACUGGAAUAAAUUUAUUGUCGAUAUGAAAAUCA
Molecule: messenger RNA, 1817 nt
Organism: Folsomia candida
Lineage: Eukaryota; Metazoa; Arthropoda; Collembola; Entomobryomorpha; Isotomidae
Product: isocitrate dehydrogenase [NAD] subunit gamma, mitochondrial
Exons: 12
Coding region: 179-1423 (414 amino acids)
Biological process (GO): isocitrate metabolic process; tricarboxylic acid cycle
Cellular component (GO): mitochondrion
Source: RefSeq, a predicted model, not a curated record